GAGACCAGAGCUGGAGGUUAAAGAGACGGCGUAGCUCUCCGUUCCACCUCGACGAAACCCUAGGUUCGUCUUGGCCCUCUGAAUCCUCUCCAGAUCCCUCCUUCGAUCUCUCAGCAAUGGCAAUCAAGCUUUCCAAGGCGGAGAAGAAGGUGCAGUACGAUAAGAAGCUGUGCCGUUUGCUCAAUGAGUACACCCAGGUUUUGAUCGUGGCGGCCGACAACGUGGGAUCGAACCAGAUGCAGAACAUCAGGAAGGGGCUGCGCGGCGAUUCUAUUGUGCUUAUGGGCAAGAAUACUCUGAUUCGCCGUUGCGUCAAGCUCCAUGCGGAGAACACUGGCAACAAGGCGUUGCUGAACCUUCUUCCACUCCUCGUAGGAAAUGUGGGAAUGAUUUUCACCAAGGGAGAUUUGAAGGAGGUCAGUGAGGAAGUCGCUAAGUACAAGGUUGGAGCUCCUGCUCGUGUCGGACUUGUUGCUCCUAUUGAUGUAAUUGUUCCUCCAGGAAACACUGGUUUGGAUCCAUCACAAACCUCCUUCUUUCAGGUUUUGAAUAUUCCAACCAAGAUUAACAAGGGUACUGUUGAAAUUAUCACCCCUGUUGAACUGAUUAAAAAGGGCGAGAAAGUAGGCUCUUCUGAGGCUGCCCUCCUGGCCAAGCUUGGAAUAAGGCCCUUCUCAUAUGGCCUUGUUGUUUUGUCUGUCUAUAAUGACGGCUCAGUGUUCAGCCCUGAAGUGCUUGACCUCACAGAUGAUGAUCUUAUUACUAAGUUUGCAAAUGGUGUCUCUGUGCUCACCUCACUUUCAUUAGCCAUAUCUUACCCGACCUUAGCAGCAGCACCUCACAUGUUCAUCAAUGCUUACAAGAAUGUUCUUGCAGUUGCUCUUGCAACUGAUUAUUCUUACCCACAGGCCGAGAAAGUGAAAGAGUAUUUGAAGGAUCCAACCAAGUUCGCUGUUGCAGCUGCUCCUGUUGCUGCUGCGGAAACUGCAUCUACACCAGCUGCAGCUGCCGAACCAGAAAAGAAAGAGGAACCUGCUGAGGAAUCUGAUGAUGAUAUGGGAUUUAGCUUGUUUGAUUAGGUUUGAAUUAUCGAUUUUGUGUUGAACACUGUUGUUUUGCUUAUAUAUUUCUAUGUUCCUUCGGUGGACGUAUUUCUUGUCAGCAGCUUUGAGCCUUCUUAGCGUUCUAGUCAAGACUGUAGUCAGUUUAAAUUCUUAGUUCCAAAUGUUAUGUUACUUUGAGAUUGUUUUAUGUUUUACUCUUGAUUAUUUUGGGUGUUUGGACUAAA
Dioscorea cayenensis subsp. rotundata (Guinea yam) is the source of this 1288-nucleotide messenger RNA. RefSeq names its product 60S acidic ribosomal protein P0-like. Gene Ontology annotation, biological process: ribosomal large subunit assembly; ribosome biogenesis; cytoplasmic translation. Gene Ontology annotation, molecular function: large ribosomal subunit rRNA binding; structural constituent of ribosome. The coding region runs from base 117 to 1079 and encodes 320 amino acids. NCBI's taxonomy places the organism in Eukaryota, Viridiplantae, Streptophyta, Magnoliopsida, Dioscoreales, Dioscoreaceae. The transcript has 5 exons. Gene Ontology annotation, cellular component: cytosolic large ribosomal subunit. The record is from RefSeq and is a predicted model, not a curated record.